Molecule: messenger RNA, 1088 nt
Organism: Pecten maximus
Lineage: Eukaryota; Metazoa; Mollusca; Bivalvia; Pectinida; Pectinidae
Product: dynein light chain 1, axonemal-like
Exons: 10
Coding region: 73-648 (191 amino acids)
Cellular component (GO): cytoplasm
Molecular function (GO): protein kinase binding
Source: RefSeq, a predicted model, not a curated record
UAAGAAUUAUUUCAACGAAAUAGCUCCGAGGCAACGUAACCAUAACAGCACCAAAGCAUCAAACAGUCCAAGAUGGCGAGUAAAGGAACAACCAUUAAGGAGGCCUUGUCAAAAUGGGAGGAAAGAAAAGGUGAAAAAGCCUCUGGCGGAGUUCAUUUGGAAUUAUUUGGACAAUAUCCACCCGUUGAAAAGAUGGAUGCUUCUUUGUCAACCUUAUCCUGCUGCGAGAAACUGUCUCUUUCCACAAAUUGUAUAGAGAAGAUAGCAAAUUUGAAUGGUCUGAAAAAUUUGAAAACCUUGUCCUUGGGAAGAAACAACAUAAAAUCUUUAACUGGUUUGGAGGCAGUUGGAGAUACACUUGAGCAGCUUUGGAUUUCAUACAACUAUGUGGAAAAACUAAAAGGAAUCAAUGUUCUGAAGAAACUAAAGAUUUUAUAUAUGUCAAACAAUUUGGUGAAAGAUUGGGGAGAAUUCAAUAAGUUGUCUGAGCUUCCUGGGCUGGAACAGUUGGUGUUUACAGGCAAUCCUUUGGAGGAAAAGCAUUCAGCAGAAGGAGACUGGGUUUUAUCCGUGUCAAAGAGACUGCCGAAACUCAAGAAAUUAGAUGGAUCUCCCAUCAUUCGAGAUGACGACGAGGAGGAAGGAUGAGGAUUCCAAUAUGGAACAAAAAAUUGGAUUUGGCAUUACUGUUAUUCAGGCCAAAUUGGACAAGACUGUAUCAUCAUUUUAUGACUAUUCACAGUUCCACCUGUGUCAAGAGUUCUAGGUGAUCUGGAUUGGACUUAAUGACACAUUCCCCUUUACUGGGUACAUCUUAUAUGCCGAACAAGUCAAUUGGAGAUAUUUCUUAUCACAUUUAGCAUUUUAAUGUCUGUGAAACUAACAAACAUAUCUUAUAGCUCACAGAUAUUUGAUUGCAUGUAUGCAUGUACAUGUAUUUGAUGGUAAUUGCUUUACAGUUUUGUUUUGAAUGAAAAAACAGUGAGGAACAGAAGUGCUUUAAACAUCAGUGGCUUCAGCAUUUUCUCCUGACAAGAGGUCCAGCUUAUUAUUUAUUAUAAACUUCAAUAAAGAAGUAAAAUUUGUCA